AUUAAUUUUAAUUUAAAUCUCUCCAACCGAUUUCUUCUCUGAAUUAGUACUUGUUUUUCGUUCAUCAAUUUUCCGCGCAAUGGCGAUCUUAGGCUCCCCGGAGAUCCUCGGCGCGACGUCGUCCAGCGCCGACGAUGGCGGCGCACACCACGCCACUCUUCGACGGAGACAGACUGCGCUCUCUGUUCCGCCCUCCGAUUCCAGCUCUCCCGAGGCUGAGAGCGCAAUCGAUGACCGUCACGAUGCUGAUUUGAGCUAUGAUAACGAGGAUGAGGAGAAUACAGCUAAGGAGAAUGAGGAGAGUAGUAAUGUCGACGGAACGGACGCCAUGGCUGCCAAAUUGACAUUCAGAGCAGCGGCGCCUACACAUCGCAAAAAUAAGGAGAGUCCUCUCAGCUCCGACGCCAUAUUUAAACAGAGCCAUGCUGGUCUAUUCAACCUAUGUAUAGUGGUGCUUGUUGCUGUAAAUAGCAGACUUAUAAUUGAGAAUUUGAUGAAGUACGGUUGGCUAAUCAAAGCAGGAUUUUGGUUUAGUUCGACAUCACUUAGUGAUUGGCCAUUGUUAAUGUGUUGUCUUUGUCUACCAGUUUUUCCACUUGGUGCAUUUCUUGUUGAGAAGUUGGUGAAACUAAAGUAUGUAUAUGAAUGGGUUGCAGUUUUUCUACAUGUAAUAAUUACAACAACAGCGAUCUUGUUGCCAGUUGUUGUCAUUCUUAGGUGUGAUUCUGCUGUUCUAUCAGGUGUUACGUUGAUGCUCUUUGCUUGCAUUGUAUGGUUGAAGCUGGUUUCAUACGCACAUACAAAUUAUGAUUUGAGAGUACUAGCAAAAUCACUUGAUAAGUGGGAAGCUGUAUCCAGAUACUGGAACCUCGACUACUCAUAUGAUGUUAGCUUUAAGAGUCUGGUGUACUUCAUGGUUGCUCCUACAUUGUGUUACCAGCCAAGCUACCCUCAAACAUCAUGCAUUCGGAAGGGUUGGGUUGUAAGGCAACUCAUUAAGCUGAUAAUAUUUACAGGAUUCAUGGGAUUUAUUAUUGAACAGUAUAUAAACCCGAUUGUUCAAAAUUCUCAACAUCCCCUGAAAGGAAAUCUUUUGUAUGCCAUUGAGAGAGUCUUGAAGCUUUCAGUUCCAAAUCUAUACGUGUGGCUCUGCAUGUUUUAUUGUUUUUUCCACCUCUGGCUAAAUAUACUUGCUGAACUUUUAUGCUUUGGGGACCGUGAGUUUUAUAAGGAUUGGUGGAAUGCAAAGACAGUUGAGGAGUAUUGGAGAAUGUGGAAUAUGCCUGUUCAUAAAUGGAUCGUUCGACAUAUAUAUUGCCCAUGCUUACAAAAUGGAUUGCCAAAGAUGGUGGCAGUUUUGAUUGCAUUUCUUGUUUCUGCAAUUUUCCAUGAGUUGUGCAUUGCUGUCCCUUGUCACAUAUUCAAGUUUUGGGCAUUCUCUGGUAUCAUGCUCCAGGUUCCUCUUGUAAUCGUGACAAGUCACUUGCAAGAUAAAUUUAAAAACUCAAUGGUGGGCAAUAUGAUGUUCUGGUUCUUCUUCUGCAUCUUCGGCCAACCCAUGUGCGUUCUGCUGUACUACCAUGACUUGAUGAAUCGAAAAGCUAGCGCAAGGUAGGGAUAACCAUCCUGAAAAGAUGAUCUUCCAAGUAGAAACUGAAACCCCCUGCUCACCCAAAAAAUAAGAAGAAACGGAAAUUCCGGAUUCUGUGGUGAUAGAGAACAUGCUGCAUCUUAUCUGUGUGAAACAGCUUGGAGUAGUAUGUUAUCUGCCAUGGCAAGACGAGUUUAUGAUUUGUUGUAAGGGGCAUAGGGGCCUAUUUUUCAAGGAUGUACAGAAUGGUCUUAAAUCUGAUCAAGCAUCGUCAUUUUCAGAGAUUGCCUCCAAUUUGUACAUCGUUUCUUUCUGUUCUAUCUAUCACAACUUGUAAAUUUCGCAAAAAAAUAGCUCGUGUUGUAUGUGGACUGUAAUUUGAUUUCCAGACCUAAAAUCGUAUAUUUAGUGCUUG
Molecule: messenger RNA, 2006 nt
Organism: Salvia hispanica
Lineage: Eukaryota; Viridiplantae; Streptophyta; Magnoliopsida; Lamiales; Lamiaceae
Product: diacylglycerol O-acyltransferase 1-like
Biological process (GO): triglyceride biosynthetic process
Cellular component (GO): chloroplast envelope; endoplasmic reticulum membrane
Molecular function (GO): diacylglycerol O-acyltransferase activity
Source: RefSeq, a predicted model, not a curated record